This is a messenger RNA of Osmerus eperlanus (European smelt), 1723 nucleotides long. It is a transcript of the gene trim63b, whose product is annotated as tripartite motif containing 63b. NCBI's taxonomy places the organism in Eukaryota, Metazoa, Chordata, Actinopteri, Osmeriformes, Osmeridae. The coding region runs from base 275 to 1321 and encodes 348 amino acids. The transcript has a single exon. Gene Ontology annotation, biological process: protein ubiquitination. Gene Ontology annotation, molecular function: zinc ion binding; ubiquitin protein ligase activity. The record is from RefSeq and is a predicted model, not a curated record. Gene Ontology annotation, cellular component: cytoplasm.
CCGACAAGCGGAGAGGAAUGCAGCCAAGGGUUGGUCGUUGGGAUCAUGUGUCACCGGUUUUGAGAGGGCGGUAUAUAAGUCCAGGCUGGAUCUAGGUUCUGUUCAGAACAGACAUCGUCACCCCUCGACUCUGGAACACCAGCCGCUAAAGACAAGAGGCUUGUGAAUAGCUUUUGAUUGCCUUAGACCUUUUCAGGAACAAAAGUCCCUCGGGUGCCACUCGGUCUGCCUAAGAGGCCAGAAAUAAGUUAUCCAAGCUUCAAGCCUUCCCAAGAUGGACGUACAGAGGACUGGCUCGGUGGUGCGUCCACCCAGCCCCAUGGAGAGUCUAGAGAAGCAGCUGAGCUGCCCCAUAUGCCUGGAGAUGUUCACCAAACCUGUGGUCAUCCUCCCCUGCCAACACAACCUCUGCCGCGGCUGCGCCAGCGACCUGUACGACUCCCGCAACCCCUACCGCUUCUCCGGCGGAGUCUUCCGCUGCCCAACAUGCCGCUUCGAGGUGGUCCUGGAUCGCCACGGCGUCCAUGGGCUGCAGAGGAACCUGCUGGUGGAGAACAUCAUCGACAUCUACAAGCAGCAGCAGGAGGGCAGCGGAGGAUCUGGCGGCGGGAGCUCUGAGACCCCUCUGAAGCCCAAGGACUCCAAUGAACCCAUGUGCCAGGAGCACGAAGACGAGAAGAUCAACAUUUACUGCGUGACAUGCCAGACGCCUACCUGCUCCAUGUGCAAGGUCUUUGGCCAGCACAAGGACUGCGAGGUAUCGCCGCUGGCCAGCGUCUAUCAGGCUCAGAAGGGCGAGCUCAGCAACGCUAUCGACACCUUGGUAGCCAGCAACGGCCGCCUGCAGGCCCUGCUGAACCAGAUGGAAGAAACCUGCCGGGCCGUGCAAGACAAUGCCCAGCGGGCCAAGCAAGGCCUGGGCGAGCGUUUUGACCUUCUGUACGCCGUGCUGGAAGAACGCAAGGCUGUUCUGCUGGAGCAGAUCGGCAAGGAGCAGGAUGAGAAGGUCGCGGCUCUAAGGGCGCUGGCCCAGCGCUACGGCGAGAGGCUGCAGGCGGGAUCCGAGUUGACCGAUUCAGCGGUGAGGGCGUUGGAGCAGAGCAGUGCCGCGGAGUUCCUGAUGGCUUCCAAGGGCCUCAUCACGCAGACGAAGGACGCGGCCAAGGGUUCCCUGGGAGAGGAGAGGCCUGAGCCAGGCUUUGAAAAGAUGGAACACUUCACGCUGGCCACAGAACAUGUAGAGGCGAUCCUGUCCAAGAUGGACUUUGGAAUUGUUGACGAGGAGGAGUUUGAAGACGCAGAGGGGGAAGAGGAGGAGUAGAGAUGUUUGAAAUCGCUGCGAACUUGACAUUUGAAAAUAUUUUGAGGUUUUUAAACCUCUCAUGUAAUGGCAGGGACUCUAGUUGCAAUGUUUUUCGAGGAGGUUUCUAAGUAAGGACAACGUUUUUAUCUCUCUUGAAAAGGGAGAGAGGGGUUAGGUGUAAUGACUUACCCCGAUUCUGAGUGCACAGUAUUUUUUUUUGUACUCAAACAUUUUUGUAAACUAUUUUUUUUAUACUUUUCUAUUUGUAUAUUAGAUUUUUAAUGAUACUUGUAAUAUACUCACUAUAGGUCACCACAACUUUGUUUACGCUCAGUAAGUAAACUGAAAUUAUGAGGUUUUGUUGAUUUCACAGGCAUCUACAUUACUAGAAUGUUUAUGAUCGUAUCAGUGUUUUAACCC